CUUAACUACGACAAUGGAAUGCCCUACUACACGGUGGCGCUGAACCGCGAUUUGAAUCUGUUGCAAUGUGGUGCGAUUACGAUCCAGGGACUCAAUGCAAGCACCAUCGCCCGCCGCCUUCCGCCCGGAGUGCCAGUUCUUGAGAGCUACAAGUUUGUUCCAUUUUAUCCUCAGCAUACUCUUCAACCAGCCGAUGCAGCAUCUGUAAUCAUCCAAACUAUUCUCGAAAAUCAACCCACACUGCUCUUUACGGUCACGGAGGUGCACUCACCAACACGAUCGCCGGUACUUUCACUUUUCGGAGAUGCCAUAGGAGACCUCCCGUUGAUCAAAGCUCAACUCACUCUACUAUCCAACAAAAAACCUGAGCCAAUACCAAACGUCACCAUCUCAGAGGACAAGCUCAUGAAGCAACGAAACGUGCUGCUACUGAUUUGCGAAAAUCUGUUUGCAGAUGACGAAUUCAUAUCGGAUGCCAUCAACUGUCUUUCGGAUCAGGGUUUCAUCCUUCUGCGUGAAACUCCACAAUACAAAAUCAAAAAUUGCCAUCGCCGCUUGCAGCUAGUGAGCACGAUAACGGUGGCAGGUGAAAUACUCCUGCUACUGAAGCAGAAGCGAUCAGCUCUGAACACUUCUGUCGAUGCACACGUUAUCAAAGUCUCCAGAAAUGACCCGAACCACCAUUGGUUGAUGGAACUCAAACAACAGAUCAAAACUAAUCCAAUAAUUCUCUACGCUCAGGACGAUGCUUGGUCUGGAAUCAUUGGUCUUGUUAACUGCAUCCGCAAGGAACCCAAUGUGCAAAACGUCUCCUGCUUUUUCAUCGAUGAUCCUACGGCGCCUUCCUUCGAUCCAACCGAUGAAUUCUACAAAGAACAAAUUGACCUCGGGCUGGCCAUCAACGUAUAUCGGAACGGACAAUGGGGUUCUUAUCGCCAUUUCAAACUAUCCGAGGACAUCCAACCUCAACCAACGGCUGAACACUGUUUUGCAAACUGCGUCAAGCCUGGCGAUCUCUCGUCCUUCUCAUGGAUGACCGGUCCGCUUAGCGAACGCAAUUCAAAAAUUCCUUUGAUUAGAGUAGUGUAUAGUUCACUUAACUUCAAAGAUGUUAUGCUUGCCACUGGACGCUUGACUCUAGAUACAUCUUUUACUAGCAGAUUGGAGCAAGAGUGUGUGUUAGGAUUCGAGUACUCUGGAGUCACCACGACGGGAAAGCGCGUCAUGGGAAUCAUACCAGCAGGCUCAAUGGCAACAUUGAUUGAAGCUGACCCUCUCUUCACUCUGGAAGUACCCGAAGAAAUUACCUUAGAACAGGCUGCCACCAUUCCG
Anopheles cruzii is the source of this 1332-nucleotide messenger RNA. Its product is annotated as fatty acid synthase-like. The transcript has a single exon. Lineage: Eukaryota; Metazoa; Arthropoda; Insecta; Diptera; Culicidae. The record is from RefSeq and is a predicted model, not a curated record. The annotation marks the transcript as partial.